AUGGCAGCUCGGUCCAAAGCUGAGCAGAGAAUUGAGGGCGAGAAAAGAGAGGCACACGACCCGUCUGCGGCUGACAGCAACAUGGAAGCAACCCCAGCCCGCGGAGGUCUCAUUCGAAAGCCCAGCCCAGCCCAGCCCAGCCCAAGCCCAAGCCCAAGCCUAAUAGUAUUUUUGCUGCUCCUUGCUCUUCUCACGCACCACCAGCAAUCCCAAGAUCCAGCCAGUGCCGGUGCUGAUUGGGCGACCGUCUUCCAUGGCCGUUUUAGGCUCGAGAUCGCUGAGAGCCACUCCCUACCUUACCUUACAUGUACUUGCUUCACAGCCGCCGAUGGUGUGUCUUGGACGAGGUUCCAGAUACAUGUGCCGUCCUGUCCUGUCAUGGGACUGGGUGGCUGCGAGACAUUGCCCAGCUGGUCUCAGACAGCGUCGCCGUUGACUGGCCGCCCGGUCAACACCACAUGUAAUUUCGCAGCUGAGCGCCAAAAGCAGAGGAGCGCGUGCAUGGCUGGAGUCGGAUGCAGCCACCCAAUCCGAGAUGCGACUGGCACUGCUCGGAAUGCGCUCGCCGAAAGGGCUCCAAUCGGCCAUCCCCUGUCAGGCCAGUAUCAUGAAUCGAUGUUUUUUUCUUGGGUGCGCCUCGCCCGCAGCCAGGGACGCUACUGGAACUCGCACAAUGCCCAUGCGGAACCUUGUGCCUGGGUUGGUGAACAUUCUCUGCCAGAAGGAGAUUUUGAUGCCAAGUUACCAUGGCGACACCUCAGCUCGAGCCCACGGCGAUGCUGUACCCCGUACAUGUACGGAGGACUAGGUAGCAUCCGUCAUGGCGUGACCCCCGAUGACAAGGGCUCACAUGCUUGCAUGAUUCUAGACAAUUUAGAGCAUCCGUCCAAACGGAAUCUGAAAAUUCCAACAACAGGUAGCAGUACGAGUACAGAUGGUAGUGGACUCGCUCGUUCCAGGCGCUAUGCUAGCAUGAGAUCUGUUUCUCCCGCUGCGGUAGCAGUUGCAGCGGCUGACGCGCGCCGUCCGUUCACCGGGCUGUCCACCUUGAUGUUGAUCAUGUCUUGGAGGUACUUCCGCAAACGGCGUCCUCGUACGAGGGACGUGCUCACAGUAUUCUCUGGAUCUCGGAACAUCAUGCCAUCGCGUUAG
Molecule: messenger RNA, 1152 nt
Organism: Trichoderma aggressivum f. europaeum
Lineage: Eukaryota; Fungi; Ascomycota; Sordariomycetes; Hypocreales; Hypocreaceae
Exons: 1
Coding region: 1-1152 (383 amino acids)
Source: RefSeq, a predicted model, not a curated record